AUCAGAUUUUACCCGAGGAGUACUCAAAAAGGUUUAUUACUGUAUAUACUGUGCAUUCAACUUUGAUGAAAUAAAGCGAAACGGAAGCAACAUUAAAUCAUAACAAAAAAAAAAAGAAAAACGAUUUGUUUUUUCUAAAUACAAGUCCACGGUGAGAAAUUAAAUAUAUUCCAAACUAAUAAAAAUGUCCGUGCGACCGAAGUUUGCUGGUACUGGCCUAGAGGAAGUCAAUAUUCCAGGGCAAGCAUAUCUCCGAGAAGCGCUUACAUCAUGCACCGAUCCUCUAAAGGCGAUUGAAAGCUUUCAGCUGGAAAAUGGUGUGCUUUUACCGUCUUUGCGGCCGAUGUUGCCACUUUUGGAUUUGCAUGGUGUGCGGCGUCUGGAUUUUCACACUUCGCUCAUGGAGGAGUUGCGGGAAAAGCUGAUUGCACAUAUUAAUGAGUUGGGGCAAAAGGAUCCGCGUGAGCGUGACAAAAAAUUGAAGGAAUUGUUGGUAAAGAGUUUUCCCGUUGUCAGGGUUAAAGCGCUUAGACCAGUAGUAAUGGCGAUUUUACGAAAUACCCAACAUAUUGAUGACAAAUAUUUGCGAAUUUUAGUACGCGAUCGAGAACUCUAUUCGGAUACAGACACGGAAGUAAAAAGACAGAUUUGGCGCGACAAUCAAUCUCUAUUCGGUGACGAAGUUUCGCCACUUUUAUCACAGUACAUUCGUGAGAAAGAACAUGUCCUAUUCGAUCAUACAAAUUUAAACAAUCUUUUCUUUCACCCAUCGCCAAAGGUGCGGCGACAGGGUGAAGUAGUGCAAAAGUUGGCGAAUAUGAUAGGGCAGAGUGUGAAACUAUACGACAUGGUAUUGCAAUUUUUACGCACCUUGUUCUUACGAACCCGCAAUGUUCAUUAUUGUACUCUUCGUGCCGAGUUGUUGAUGGCACUUCACGAUUUGGAGGUUCAGGAAAUAAUUUCCGUGGAUCCAUGUCAUAAAUUUACUUGGUGCUUGGAUGCUUGCAUUCGCGAGAAGAAUGUUGACAUAAAAAGAUCUCGCGAGCUGCAAGGUUUUUUAGACAACAUAAAACGUGGACAAGAGCAGGUUUUGGGCGAUUUAUCGAUGACGUUAUGCGACCCAUAUGCUAUCAAUUUUUUAGCCACGUCAGCAAUUAAAAUUUUACAACAUUUAAUUAAUAACGAAGGACUGCCUCGCGAUAAUACCAUUCUCAUCUUAUUGCUGCGUAUGCUCGCCUUGGGAUUGAGUGCGUGGGUAAUGAUUGAUUCCCAAGAUUUUAAGGAACCAAAACUUGACUGCCAGGUUGUUACAAAGUUUUUACCUGCGCUAAUGUCACUUAUGGUGGAUGAUCAAUGUCGUAGUUUGCAUUCGAAAUUACCUCCAGACGAGCGUGAAUCUGCACUUUGCACGAUUGAGCACUCGGGGCCUGCACCAGAUGCCGUUGAGGCGUAUAUUCAGGAGAGUUCUGUAGCCAGCAUAUUGGCGAUGUAUUACACUUUGCAUACGGCACGCCUGAAAGAUCGUGUUGGCGUACUGCGCGUUUUAGCAAUAUUGUCUGCUUGCAAGGAUGACCGUGCCUACGAAGAUCCAUUCCUACAUUCACUUAUCGCAUUGCUUAUCCCAAUGGCGGAAGAAUUUUCCACUGAAGAUUUUUGUACUACGCUCUUCGAUGAAUUCCUCUUCGCUGGACUGACACGCGAUAAUGUUACGAGGCAUAUGUUAAAGCUGUUGUGGUAUGUGCACAAUAAAUUGCCUACCGGGAGAUUGGCUACACUCAUGAAGGCUAUUCAACCCACAACUGGCCAUAACGAAACGGUCCACAAACUGUAUGAAACACUCCAGGAACGGAUCGGUGCGACUAUGCACGAAGGUCCAAUACCUGAACAACCAGAAAUAGAUUUUGAUUCACCGCUGAAAAGCGUACCCACUCCUGGUCCUGCGUAUAUGCAGUGAGGUGAUGAAGCGAAAUUAAGACAAAAACAUACAUAAUUUUUUCUUUGUAUUUUUCUUUAUAAAUUAUAAAAUUUUUAUAUUAUGAAUGUAUGUACAUGCAAUAAAAAAAGACUUGUACGCU
This is a messenger RNA of Rhagoletis pomonella (apple maggot), 2075 nucleotides long. Its product is annotated as negative elongation factor B. The transcript is spliced from 4 exons. Gene Ontology annotation, cellular component: nucleus; NELF complex. Bases 185 to 1954 code for a protein of 589 amino acids. Gene Ontology annotation, biological process: negative regulation of transcription elongation by RNA polymerase II. The record is from RefSeq and is a predicted model, not a curated record. Lineage: Eukaryota; Metazoa; Arthropoda; Insecta; Diptera; Tephritidae.